Messenger RNA from Thalassophryne amazonica, 663 nucleotides. RefSeq names its product sepiapterin reductase b (gene sprb). Gene Ontology annotation, biological process: tetrahydrobiopterin biosynthetic process. The transcript has 5 exons. NCBI's taxonomy places the organism in Eukaryota, Metazoa, Chordata, Actinopteri, Batrachoidiformes, Batrachoididae. Bases 1 to 645 code for a protein of 214 amino acids. Gene Ontology annotation, molecular function: sepiapterin reductase (NADP+) activity. The record is from RefSeq and is a predicted model, not a curated record.
AUGUCUGAUGUCUCUUUUACAAAACGCAUCACUCUGGGACGAUGCAUCUGUAUCAUCACAGGAGCCUCAAAGGGGUUUGGACGGGCGUUAGCUCACGAAGUCUCAUGCUUACUCAGUGCUGGUUCUGUUCUGGUUCUGGUGGCUCGAACUGGGACUCUGCUCCAGGAGCUGAAGGAAAAACUUCAGAGCAACACCAAAAAGCAGCGUGUGCUGGUUCACUGCGUCACAGCUGAUUUAAGCACAAAAGAUGGUGUGAACAAGACGGUCAUGGUUGCAAAACAGGAGUGUGUGAAAGAAAUUGAUCAUGUGCUUCUUAUCAAUAAUGCAGCCUCACUGGGUGACAUUUACCGAUUCACCCGGACUUUCACUGAUCCCGAUGAGGCUUUACCAUCCUGGGUGCUGUACUGCACAGCUAAAGCAGCAAGGUCCAUGAUGUUCAGUGUCCUGGCUAAGGAGGAGCCUAAUGUCAAAGUUCUCAGCUACUCUCCAGGUCCUAUGGAUACAGAGAUGCAGAAGGAAGUUCAGAGACUGAGUGGAAUAAAACACGAUCUGCUGCCCUGUCAGGAAUCUGCAGCCAAACUGAUGAAGGUCCUUUUGGGCAAUGACUUUCAAUCAGGAGCAAACCUUGAUUUUUUUGAUGUGUGAGCAAUGCUGCGCAUGUGA